AUGCUUUCCUAUAGAGUGUUGAUUAUAGCUUCGUUUGUGCUCUUGCUCUUAGGAACAGUUCAAUGUCACUGGUUGGAAGACAUUUCGGAUCUCAUAUCACUCUAUUAUAAGAAUAAAAACGAGAGGCGUGAUGAAAGAAUGAAGGAUACUGGCUUUAACUUAUUCGACCUUUUACAUUUAAUAUUUGUUGGGGAUGGGAAUGAGGAUGAGUACAACGGAAGAAGGGGCAAUGGUGGUUAUGGUGGUGGUAGGAGAAGUGGAGGCCAUUUGGCCCUUAACAUGAAAUCAUGAUCAGCAUCCAGUACAUCAUUCAUUCAAUUAAAGCAGAUCAAUUUUAGUUCGCAAAUGAGGAAAAAAAUUCCUUCAUAGUUUUUUAUUCAAUGAAUAAUUUUAUCGAAAUUUAAAUAUAGUAAUAAAUCUAUUGUUUUUUUACAUUGAA
Molecule: messenger RNA, 439 nt
Organism: Schistosoma turkestanicum
Lineage: Eukaryota; Metazoa; Platyhelminthes; Trematoda; Strigeidida; Schistosomatidae
Source: the annotation of a GenBank genome assembly